Messenger RNA from Knipowitschia caucasica, 483 nucleotides. The record is from the annotation of a GenBank genome assembly. Lineage: Eukaryota; Metazoa; Chordata; Actinopteri; Gobiiformes; Gobiidae.
AUGUUGGCUGCCCGCUUGUUCCGCCGCUCGGUCCCGGUGCUGAGGCAUGUCCGAGCCUACGCGGAGGCGGUGUCUGGAGCUCCGCAGAUGUCCUUCACGUUCGCCUCCCCGACACAGGUGUUUUUCAACGCUGCCAGUGUGAAACAGAUUGAUGUGCCCACCCUGACCGGUGCGUUUGGUAUCCUCCCCGCUCACGUCCCAACACUCCAGGUGCUCAGGCCUGGUGUUGUCACAGUUUUCAAUGAGGACGGCUCAUCCACGAAAUACUUUGUGAGCAGUGGUUCAGUGACGGUCAAUGCAGACUCCUCAGUACAACUUUUGGCUGAAGAGGCAGUUCCACUGGACCAGUUGGAUGUUGCAGUGGCCAAAAGCAACCUAGAAAAGGCCCAGGCGGAUCUGAUGAGUAUAUCUGAUGAAGCUGCAAAAGCAGAAGCUCAGAUCACUGUAGAAGCCAAUGAAGCCAUUGUCAAAGCUCUGGAGUAA